Messenger RNA from Pocillopora meandrina, 4002 nucleotides. NCBI's taxonomy places the organism in Eukaryota, Metazoa, Cnidaria, Anthozoa, Scleractinia, Pocilloporidae. The record is from the annotation of a GenBank genome assembly.
AUGGAGAAACCCGAUAGCUCGCGUGCUCGUCGUAGCAUUCUGACUUUGUUUGUGGUUCUCAUCCUGGCGAUUUUUGUCGUCCUUGUUACGGUUGUUAUUGCGACUCUGUACCGCGUUACGCUAUUGCAGUCUGAGAGAGUUCAAUCGCUAGAAGCAGUUAUUGUCAAACUGACUACUCGUAUCCACAAGUUGGAGGCAAGUUUCGCCGCCCGGAAGAUAGAUGACAAAUUUUUGGGCGAAACUAACGCGGAGACAGAGGAAAAGACGGAGAAGGAGAAACGUCCGGGUAAUAAGGUCUGUUUGAAUCUUACGAAGUACUUUGUAGCUCGUUGUCCAAAUUUAUGCAUAUCCAAUUGUGUGGGUGAACAUAAGUUGUUUAAACGUUCUAAUCCGCGUCGUUGUUUCCUUUGCAGCAAAUGAGCUCCCAUCUUCCUCAAACUAGAGGCAGACGACAAUUUUACGGUUAUAAAGUUGAAAACGGCGGUAGGUGUCGAAGAUACUCGCAUAAUUAUGCUUAGCGUUAGUCGUUCAUUGUUUUUUACACUGUGUAAUGAAUGUUGAAAGCCAUAUUACAUUCGACUAUGAAUAAACAUUGCACACUAAACUGCACCGGACUCAAAAUGAUUACUUACGCAAAGUAAAACAAAAAGAUUUCUGAGAUGCUUGUCACUGAAAAACGACCAGAAACGAUUUAUGAACAAAAAGGGCAUCAUGUUUUAAGACAAAAUUAACAAACAAAAUUAGAAGAGGAACCGACUGCCAUGAAAUCGAAAAAAAAAAUGAUAAUAAUAAAGCAGAGCUUAUUCACUCCUUUGAGAACAACACUGGGAGGUAAAAGUCUUGAAAAUAUCUUUUGUCAUGUUAAUCAUCAAAUCUGGGCUGAUAUCAAUUCAUUGAACUUUGCCCAGCUUCACUUCCGCAUGUUUUCUUCACUGAUUGGUUUUUCCAUGUAAGUUUUGCAUCAGAUGAUUAUCCUUUUGGCUAUACAAUGACUUCGUCUCAAUUUUUUGCGUUAGUUCUUAAUCUUCCUCAUUCAUUUAUAAUAAAACAAAAUCAGCAAGCCUAAUACUGCGGAGAUGCUUUCAUUCUAAGUUGACUUAUCGGCCAACAGUUGGAAAAGCAAUACGGGAGACAAAAGGAAGAGAUGUCGAAUCCGAUCAAAGAAAGUCUAAUUGAGCUGAAAAUUUUAGAGGACCAACGCGGCUCAGUAUCAUCGUAGUUAUUUAACCGAUUCAUUUUACUGUUCUGAGUGUGAAAUUUCCGUGCAGUUAAAGUGGACUUGCUCUGAAAAACUUGGGAUACGUGACAUAAACGAAAACACGCCAAACGAAAUUUGGCGAUCAUUUACAAACAAAAAUGAAUAUAAGUCCUUUUAUCAUGUUUAAAUUUUCAAAACUUUAAGGUAAACUCAAUCGCAGAGGUUGAUUUCACUUGAUGAGCCUAAAUCUGUCGCUUGGUUUUUUUUCCUCAGGUAUUAAAUGUAAAAAAGGUAAGUGUGCAACGUUAUUGAUCUAUCGAUGUUCAUUGGUCUUACGACACACGAAAUCAUACCCUAUUCAUGUGCUAUAAAACUAUGAUUGAAAAAUUAUUUUGUCUUCUUUAUAGGCUGCAAAGGCAAGAAAGGUAAGCUGCCACUAUGUCAUUUUACGUUUAAUUAAAAUACUCAACUAGUCUUGUGCAAAAAACGUUUGGUUUGGUGUGUCGUACUUUGUUUAGAGAUGUUUUUUAGUCCACAUUCAUCAAGUAGUCGGUGAACAUCGUCAAAAGUAACUUUUCCCGUAACGAUCUAAAUCACUUACCCUCCAUGGGUUAUUUAUCCGACACCAAAUGGAGGUAAAACCUGAAUACAAUUAGGAACAUUUACAUCCAAAUACCACGAUUAGGCAAAAACCUGAUUUACGUAUUAUCCUUUUAGGAGAAAAGGGCGACCCGGGCCCUCCCGGACCGACUGGGACGAAUGGAACCAAUGGCGGAACAGGUUAUUUUAUCUCUUGUUCUACCGUUAAAACCUCAAAUUCGUUUCAUCAACUUUUUUCUUGUGCCUCUGACAUUAUCAUAAUUAUUCACAAAUUUUUAUUUCUUUUAAAAUGGUUCUUCGUAAUUAACAUAGUAGGUUUCUAAAAUUGGUGUUGUUCCACUCACCUAAUGAAACAAAAAUCCGGAGUCAUCUUUAAAAGCCUUGACACUAUGCACGUGCUACAAACAAAAACAAAAUUGAGUCAGUUACCUUUUUUUUUUUUCGGGCAGGUCCCCAGGGCCCACGCGGAGCAAACGGUCUUAAGGGUGACAUGGGACCUAAAGGAGAGCAAGGUCCCCCAGGUAUGUUUGGAUUCAGCUGCGUAUCCAGUGUUUAGAACUGUUUUUCGCCCAUUCUGAAAGUUACCUCGAGUACUACCUUGAUGAAAUUGAUAUUUUGCCAGUUUACUCCAUCUCUUGUCUCACUAUCCGUGCGAAAUCUGGGAUGAAGUUUCGGGAAAUAGACGAGUCACAUCUCACAUCAUUGGAUUCAAUUCAUUAAUAAGUGAUUAUAGCAAUGGUGAGAAAAUGAUGAAUUUUUACGCAGCAAAGAAUACAAACAGAUAGGAAAAAAUGCCUUUGGAGACACGAUAUUUGGCACCAUAAAAUAAAAUAGACUGAAAUGAAUCUGUAUCAUCUUUCCUUAGGACCUCCCGGCCCACCCGGAGUAAUGGUAAGUGUGCAAACUAGUUACCAGGUUCCGUCUUCUUCCCGCUUCCUGGAGGAAGAGAGGGGGAAGGAAAAGAGAGACCCUGGGAGCUAGGUUGGCAAGCGAGACGGCUUUUUUGCUUUGUAGCCUCGCUUCCAGGGAUUGUAAAUACUGGAAGAUGAUGCUCUACAAAUGCUCUGGGUAAUCUGCUUUUCCCUCGUCCUACAAUUUCGACAAGUAUAACAAAAGCAUAAACUGUAGCUUCCUUUCUACCUAUGAAGUUAAUAAGGAGAGAAUAGGCUCAUAUCCUUACAGAUACUUGCAUUCGUGAUAAAAAACCAACGAUGAUCAAUAAAUGAUAAGCAUGUAUGUCUUGACAGUGACAGUGGAUCAAUACUUGAAUCAUUUACUUUCUUAAUUUAAGGCAGGAGAAAGCAUCCACCUGGUUGGAAGUGGCGGUAGGAUAAAAGCUAGUAAGUCUUAAUCAAUUGAAAAUACAACUCGAAUUUUUUUAUAGAAUUUAAAAAUAAAUUCUUGUGCAGUAAUACAAGAAAAUGCAUUUCCAGCCGGAACUGCUGCAAUGUUCCUACCCUUUAUUUCAAUUAUCGGCAUGUUUCAGCGACCAAAAAAUACAUAUGUAUACAUAUUACUUGGUCGCACCAUGGUCGUUUACCCCGGGACUUAGAAAACCACGAACACUUUGAUUUUAGGCUGAAAGGUCAGUCUUAAACUGACCAAGAACAAUAAAAUUUGGAGAGACGCAAGCAAACUUUAAAAUAGCACGUUAAUUUACCGUUGCUGUUUGCCUGUUAGGGUUUCUCCUCGGAAAACAGUAGCAUUCCAUGUGUAUUUGUGGUGUUCAGAGUUUUACGAAUUUCAUAGUAACAUUCAGUCCUCUUCUUCCUUUUUAAGAAAAUCACAUCAUUACCAAGUGGAAAUUGAGCCACACGUUUGGCAGUAUCGUGUACCAUGAGUCAACGGGAACCGUGGAAAUUAAGAAAGAAGGUUACUACUUCAUAUACAGUCAAAUGUUUUAUUAUGAUGGCUCUACAAUCCAGAUGGCCCACUCAACUUUCAUCAACGACCGAAAAGUCUUGAGCAGCAUGGCGAGUGUCAUUAACGAAACGAAAAAAUACAACACGAAGUUUCACGGCGGAGUGUUCCUGCUUCGACUCAACGAUACUAUCUCCGUUCGUGUGCCGUACACUAGCCACUAUUACAUGAGAGAGAGAGAAAGUUUCUUUGGGGCAUUUAUGCUCCACCAUGGUUAAAACUAAGGGGGUGGGGAAGGGAAGGGUGUUUGUCCCUCAAUCUACUCUAACUACGCUUUUACAUCG